AUGGCUUCGGAAGAUUCGAGGCCGGUGAAGAAAGAGGAAGAAUCCAACAACAAGAGUUCCGUUUCCAAAAAAGUUGCAACCUCCAACUCUAAGGUCGCAAAAGUUAAGAAAGAAGAGGCCGAAUUCGUUAAGAAGGAACCUAAAUCUGUACCCGUCAAGAAGGAGCUUAAAGUCAAGAAGGAAAUCGACGACGAGCUUCCCCUCGCCAGAAGGACCUCCAACUCCAAGAAAGACCCUCUUCGGAUUUUCUAUGAGAGUUUAUACGCCCAAGUUCCCCACAGCGAAAUGUCGCAAAUCUGGUUGAUGGAAUCGGGGUUGCUUCCAAAAGAAGUGGCAAGAAGAGUAUUUGAGAAGAAGCAAAAGAAGUUUCCGCAUAAACUGUCUUCACCAGUCAAGGCUGUAGCUGGCGGGAAGAGUGGCACUAAAUCUGUAUCUGUGACAGUUAAGAAGAAAAGCCCAACUUCUUCUGUGUCUCCUCUUAAAAAGAAGACAACGAACUCCACAUCAAAACAGUCCAAUAAGAGGAAAUCUAAGGCUCUUAGCUCUGAGGAAGACGAAGAUACUGAUUCUGAUGAUGAAGUUAUUCUUAGUGUAGCAAAGAGGAGAAAAUUGGCCUAG
This is a messenger RNA of Sphenostylis stenocarpa, 618 nucleotides long. Lineage: Eukaryota; Viridiplantae; Streptophyta; Magnoliopsida; Fabales; Fabaceae. The record is from the annotation of a GenBank genome assembly.